Messenger RNA from Closterium sp. NIES-67, 621 nucleotides. Lineage: Eukaryota; Viridiplantae; Streptophyta; Zygnematophyceae; Desmidiales; Closteriaceae. The record is from the annotation of a GenBank genome assembly.
UUGCAGCCUUCGCUUCACUUCUGUGCCUUCCUCCUAGUCUUGAAUCACCGAGCUGCCCAGUUUCACUCGACGUAAUUAUGGCCCGCACGAAGCAGACUGCUCGCAAGUCUACAGGAGGCAAGGCCCCUCGUAAGCAGCUCGCCACCAAGGCUGCCAGGAAGUCCGCUCCUGCCACUGGUGGGGUGAAGAAGCCUCACAGAUACCGACCCGGUACCGUUGCUCUUCGUGAAAUUCGCAAGUACCAGAAGUCUACUGAGCUGCUUAUCCGCAAGUUACCCUUCCAGCGUCUAGUGCGUGAAAUCGCCCAAGACUUCAAGACGGACCUGAGGUUCCAGAGCUCUGCCGUGAUGGCUCUGCAGGAGGCUGCCGAGGCUUACCUGGUCGGUCUGUUCGAAGACACCAAUCUGUGCGCCAUCCAUGCGAAGCGUGUCACCAUCAUGCCCAAGGACAUCCAGCUCGCCAGGCGCAUUCGCGGCGAGCGUGCAUAGGCCCGUAUUGCAAAACUGCAUUCUAACAUGGAUCUCUAGAAUUCUGACUAACGUUACGACGUUCGCUUGAGUGCUUGUGCUUGUUUAACUAAUGUGUUAGAUUACCCAUAUCGAGUAAAAUUACGCGGAUGGC